AUGGCUCAUUCCAACAGCGCGGCCGCCACUGCCCUUGCGCCAGCGCGGAAGGUGGCGCUGAUCACGAGCAUCACGGGGCUGCUCCUAUCCAAGAGGUACGAGGUGCUGGACCACAUCCGCCGCUCCUCCAACUUCAACACGCAGCGACUGGACCACAUCUACCACGACCUGCACGCGGUGUCGUCGUCGCCGCGGUCCCCGAUGCGGCUCCACUACGCUGACCUCUCCGACUCCUCGUCCCUCCGCUGCGCGCUCGACGCCAUUGGCCCCGACGAGGUCUACAACCUCGCCGCGCAGUCGCACGUCGCCAUCUCCUUCGAGGUCCCCGACUACACCGCCGACGUCACCGCCACGAGGGCGCUCCACCUGCUCGAGGUCGUCCGCCUCUCGUGCAAGUCCAUCCGCUACUACCAUGCGACUCCUCGGAGAUGUUCAGCUCCACGCCGCCACCGCAGAGCGAGGACACACCCUUCCACCCGCGCUCCCCCUACGCCGCUGCCAAGGUCGUCGUGCACUGCGGGCAUAGGCGCCCGCCACGGUGAGUCCACGAUUAACCGUGACCUUCCAUUCGUGGCGGACGCCAAUGUCCGCUGCGGUAAACGUAAAGUGCCCGUCAUGGUUAACAGUUAUGUAGUAGUGCUAGUGGCAAAACCCAUGUCCAUGGCGCAAGGUUUUAAAUAG
Molecule: messenger RNA, 681 nt
Organism: Sorghum bicolor (sorghum)
Lineage: Eukaryota; Viridiplantae; Streptophyta; Magnoliopsida; Poales; Poaceae
Product: GDP-mannose 4,6 dehydratase 2
Exons: 2
Coding region: 1-681 (226 amino acids)
Biological process (GO): GDP-mannose metabolic process
Molecular function (GO): GDP-mannose 4,6-dehydratase activity
Source: RefSeq, a predicted model, not a curated record